GCGUUUUGGGGGGGAAUGGAGGCGAUCGCCAGUCAGAUGGGAAAUGGGAGAGAUGCAAGCUCCUCCCCAAAUUCAAAGCAAGAGCUGCAGCCGUACCAGGGCUCCAAUACCCUCAAGCCCAACCAAGUGGGUGAGACCUCCCUGUACGGCGUGCCCAUCGUGUCCCUGGUCAUCGACGGGCAGGAGCGGCUGUGCCUGGCGCAGAUCUCCAACACGCUGCUCAAGAACUACAGCUACAAUGAGAUCCACAACCGGCGGGUGGCCCUGGGCAUCACCUGCGUGCAGUGCACGCCGGUGCAGCUGGAGAUCCUGCGGCGGGCCGGGGCCAUGCCCAUCUCCUCCCGCCGCUGCGGCAUGAUCACCAAGCGGGAGGCGGAGCGGCUCUGCAAGUCCUUCCUGGGCGAGCACAAGCCGCCCAAGCUGCCCGAGAACUUCGCCUUCGACGUGGUGCACGAGUGCGCCUGGGGCUCGCGGGGCAGCUUCAUCCCGGCGCGCUACAACAGCUCCCGCGCCAAGUGCAUCAAGUGCAGCUACUGCAGCAUGUACUUCUCCCCCAACAAGUUCAUCUUCCACUCCCACCGCACCCCGGACUCCAAGUACACCCAGCCCGACGCCGCCAACUUCAACUCGUGGCGCCGCCACCUCAAGCUCAGCGACAAGACGGCCACCGAGGAGCUGUCGCACGCCUGGGAGGAUGUCAAGGCCAUGUUCAACGGCGGCACCCGCAAGCGGACCUUCUCCCUGCAAGGGGCGGCGGCCGGCGGGCCCGGGGCCGGCUCCCCGGCCGCCAAGGCCGCGCUGCACCCGCCUCCGCCCGCCGGCCCCGAGCUGGCCCCGGCGCACAAGAGCCUCCGCUGCGGCGGGCAGGAGGCGGCGGGCGAGCGCGGAGCGCUGGGGCUGGCGGCGGCGCACGGCGGGGCCGCGGGCGCGCACGGCGGGGCGGGCGCGGUGCGCAGCUACCCGGUGAUCCCGGUGCCCAGCAAGGGCUUCGGGAUGCUGCAGAAGCUGCCGCCGCCGCUCUUCCCGCACCCCUACGGCUUCCCCGCCGCCGCCUUCGGACUGUGCCCCAAGAAGCAGGAGGAGGCGCUGGGCGGCGCGGGCGGCGGCGAGGGGGGCAAGGGCGGCGCGCUGCCCCCCGGCAUGUUCUGGGGACCCCCGCACCCCCACCCGCACCAGCCGGCCCAGCCGCCGCACCAGCCCGGCGCCGCCAAGGACGGCGGCGUGUACCCCUCGUUCCCCGUGUUCUGGCCGGCCGCCGGCAGCCUGCCCGUGCCGCCCUACCCCGCGCAGAGCCCGGCCAAGGCGGGCCGCUACCGCCGUGGUGGUGGCGGGCGGCGGCGGGCGGCCGCGGCGGCGGCGGCGGAGCCGGCGGGGCUGGCGGGGCGGCACGGGGAGCCGGAGGGCUCGGAGCCCUCGGGCAGCGGCCGCAGCAGCGCGACCCCGCAGGAGGGAGCGGGCGCCGAGGGCGAGCGCUGCCCCAGCGCCCUGUCGCGGGCGGCGGGCGAGGAGGAGCGCUCCGGGGACGAGGCGCUGCUGGCGCCGCUGCCGCUGCCCAGGAAGGGCAGCUACCUGUCCGCCUUCCGCCCGGUGGUGAAGGACGCCGAGAGCAUCGCCAAGCUCUACGGCACCCGCGAGGCGUUCGGCGGCGCGGGGCCCCGCGGGCCCGGGUACCUCUCGCCGGACUUCCUCAGCGAGGGCAGCUCCAGCUACCGCUCGCUGUCGCCCGGCGGCGACACGGCCGAGGAGCCCGAGGUGGACGUGGAGUCCAACCGCUUCCCGGAGGACGAGGAGGACGAAGCCGCCGCCGCGCCCGCCGCCGCCCCCGCCGAGGGCCGGGAUCCGCCGCGGCUGCUGGCCGGGCCCGAGGAGCCGCCGCCGCCGCCCGCCGGGGCCGACGGGCCCGAGGAGAAAGCGGGCGAGGCGAGCGCUCAGGAGGGCGGCCAAGCCCCCGACGGCAGCCCCGAGCGCGGCGGCGCCUACGAGGUGUUCGCGGCGGAGAGGGGCGAGCACCUGCAGCCGCUGAAAGCCGCGGCCUCCCUGGGAGCCCCCGCCGCCUUCCUGUGCGCCCCCGAGGCCAAGGAGCAAGAUAAAGAAGACAAUCACUCGGCGGCGGAGGAUUUGGAGGGCAGAAAAUCCUAUCAGGACCAAAGGAGCGCCGCUCAUCCCAGCCCCGUAAAUCCCGACAGAGGCGAGGAAGCGCUCGCCAUGGAUGUCACCGGCACGCAGCUGCUGGAAAAGGACAUCGAGAACCUGGCCCGAGAUGAGUUACAAAAACUGGUCCUGGAGCAAAUGGAGCUGAGGAAAAAGCUGGAGAGGGACUUCCAGAGCCUGAAAGAUAACUUCCAGGACCAGAUGAAGCGGGAGCUGGCGUACCGGGAAGAGAUGGUGCAGCAGCUGCAGAUCGUCCGAGACACGCUGUGCAACGAGCUGGACCAGGAGAGGAAAGCGCGCUACGCCAUCCAGCAGAAGUUAAAAGAGGCUCACGACGCGCUGCAUCACUUCUCCUGCAAGAUGCUGACCCCGCGGCACUGCACGGGGAACUGCUCCUUCAAGCCGCCGCUGCUGCCGCAGUGACCCCCCCCGGGCCCCCCAGCCCCGAAGCCAUGCGGGCAGAGCCCACACAAGCCAUUCCCACGAGGAGACCC
Messenger RNA from Hirundo rustica (Barn swallow), 2645 nucleotides. It is a transcript of the gene SKOR1, whose product is annotated as SKI family transcriptional corepressor 1. The coding region runs from base 16 to 2574 and encodes 852 amino acids. Gene Ontology annotation, molecular function: RNA polymerase II cis-regulatory region sequence-specific DNA binding; SMAD binding; DNA-binding transcription factor activity, RNA polymerase II-specific. The transcript is spliced from 8 exons. Gene Ontology annotation, cellular component: transcription regulator complex; nucleus. NCBI's taxonomy places the organism in Eukaryota, Metazoa, Chordata, Aves, Passeriformes, Hirundinidae. Gene Ontology annotation, biological process: negative regulation of BMP signaling pathway; negative regulation of transcription by RNA polymerase II. The record is from RefSeq and is a predicted model, not a curated record.